Molecule: messenger RNA, 2391 nt
Organism: Botrytis porri
Lineage: Eukaryota; Fungi; Ascomycota; Leotiomycetes; Helotiales; Sclerotiniaceae
Exons: 2
Coding region: 1-2391 (796 amino acids)
Source: RefSeq, a predicted model, not a curated record
AUGCAUAUUUGGGCUGGCUCGGGUUCGGCCAGUGGGAAGGAGACUGUUAGACGAAGAGAGAGAACUCCUAUAAAGACUGGCACAAUCCUCAAGAAGAGAAAGAGUAGUGCUAAAAUUGGGUCGGGAAUGGAUAGUUCGAGUUCCAGUGAGGAUAUUGGGAAAUCAAGUCCUGGUCCGAGUCCUAGAAGAGACUCGGGAGUAGACUCUGUUACAGCGUCUGAAACUGAUUCUGAUGAGUCGAUUGUUACUGUUGUUAGUGUUCCAACUUAUGAUGUUGAGGAAGAUAUGGUUUUGCCUUUGAAUAUUGGGUCGCUCGAUGGUGAGGGAGAUUUCAUUACGAUUGGGAAGAUUGAAAGUGGUUUGAAGAUGUUGCGGGAAGAGAAGAUGAACAAGAAUCUUCAAAAUGAGUUGGAACAAUCAUCUACCCCGAGUAAGGUUAUUUGGAAUGGCAUUACGCCAUUAGAUAUGGAUGAUUCAAACGGAGAGGACGAAGAUGAAAUUUCUCCGUCAUUAAGAGGUCUCAGUCGUAUUAUGGCGAGUAAUUAUAGGAUGUUUCGAACAAGUAGGGGGGAGGAAGAUCGAAUGAAAGAUUCGGAUAAUAAUGUAUUUGCCAAGAAGGAAUCCGUGGGUUCUAAACAUAGCAUUCCAACGGGUUUACCAACAACAUCAGACGUCGUCGACAUGCCUGCCGAAGAUACACAAGCUGUUUGGCAUGAAUAUGCGUUUGCUGGAGGCAAAAACGAGCCGGAUUCUCAUAUCGCAUCGAUUGCUAGCUGUGAUAAUAUCAAUAGUUCUGAGAGCGAAAAUGAGCUUGAACGACUUUUCAGGGUGGAUUCGAUGCAUACUCCGGAACCUGAAAUUUCAGAUGGGUAUCUGUCUUAUGACGUUUCCACUCCUAUUAACAUUAAAGAAUUCGCUUUCGAUUCCAGAUAUGAAAAUAAGCCGGCAUGUUACUCUGAUAUGGAGUGCAUACAAGAUUCUGAAACCGAGAAGGAGGAUAAAUAUCCUGAUAUAAAGUUUACUCAUAAAAUCAAUAUCGAUUUGAAUCUCGAAGAAGAGAAAGAGCCGGAAAAAAUCGGCAAAAGUGCACACGAACUACUCUGGGAUGAGAUAUCGAAAUCUGUUGAUAAAGCUCUCGAUACAACGCAAGAGAAUAGACGCAGAGAGAGUAUCCGAGGGUUUUCUCUCAAAGUGCCUCAUUUGAUUCAUGAGGCUAAGCAGGGUCUUUAUCGCUCGCCUUCUCCUACUCGUUCUAGCAAAAGGAAUGAGAUAGUUGGGGAGGUGAGUUCGCUGAAAGAGGUAGAGUUUUGUGCGAGUGGACUUAAGGAUCGUGGUUUAGGAGAAGGUGGUCUGGUGACAACUAGUGAGGGAGUAGGCGGGGAUUACUCGGCUCAAAUCCAGGAGAAGGAUGAUCGUGCGAUUAGGAUAGAGGGGGUUUCGAGUAAUCUUGGAAGUCCGGUCUCAUUAUCUUUUAUGGGAAGGGGGGAAAGAGAACAUACUGAGGCUGGGUUCGAAAAAGACGAGGAUGAUUCGUGUGUAAGCGUUGGUGUGGAUGGUGAAAACUGCACAUUGUCAGAUUCUCCAUGUCGACAAGUUAAAAUAAGUAUUCCUGGGGAUGAGAAUGAUGGGGCCUUUUCAGAUUUCAAGGGAACUCGUGAAGACUCAGUUGAACGCGAGAAUGAACGCGAUAUUGCGAAUUCCGAGCGCUUUUCGCCUGUGCAUCAGAGGGUUAUACAGUUAAUGACACCGAAGCAUGGUCGUUAUCACACUGUUAGAGAAAAGGGUGGGAAAACCCCAGCGAGUUACCGGAUGUUUGAAUCGCAGAUAAAUGAGAAGAAUGCAUCGCAGGAACUGGGGAGUAUUGCUAUGGAGAGAAAAGCUUCGCAAUAUCCUGCGAAAGAGAGAGCAUUCUCACAACCUUGUCGGGCGAAUGAUAUGACUUGGUUUCAUCAAUCUUCGCCUGCUUCGUUUAGAGUCGAUGAUUCUAAGGAUUCUGACGUCAAUGGAUCGGAGGAAUGGUUCCUGGAAAAAGAAGCAUGUAGUGAGAUUGAAGAGGAGAUGGAAAAAUUCUGGAAAGUCAAUUCGAAGGGAUUGAUGGCGCGUUUUGGGAAGAUGAUGGGGCAUAUUGAUACAGAAAGUGAGAUUGGAGAAGGGGAAGAAAAUAAACUUCCGGUGAAGAUGAUAGAUUUGGGAUCGUCGGAAUUCACGAAGGAUGAGAAUGAGAGGGUUUCGAAGGAUAGUUCGCGGGUUAAGUUUCGUGAUGCUCCUACCAUCAUACGACGUUCGAUGCCUCAAUGGGAUGGCCCUAGUUCGCCACCGUUACUAGCGGCGGAGUCUCCGGCUGGAAGUGCUCGCUCCCCAUCUCCUCGAAAGAGACUACAAAAGGUUUAA